This is a messenger RNA of Mercenaria mercenaria, 3958 nucleotides long. RefSeq names its product major vault protein-like. The record is from RefSeq and is a predicted model, not a curated record. The transcript is spliced from 14 exons. Bases 165 to 2744 code for a protein of 859 amino acids. Gene Ontology annotation, cellular component: cytoplasm; nucleus. Lineage: Eukaryota; Metazoa; Mollusca; Bivalvia; Venerida; Veneridae.
UGACUGGUUUUCAGUAAGAAGACUGAAGAAAUUUGCAAAGCCGAAUUCAAGUUUGGGCGUCAAUUCUAUUUUUAGCGUACAUGACGUCAAGGCGGUACUCUUCUUCAGGAAGUGAAUGUGUUGCGCAGGUAGCAACUGGUAUAUCGCAACUGUAAACAAUAACCAUGGCAACUAGAAAAGAAAAUGAAUCUUUGUUCCGAAUUCCACCGUAUUAUUACAUUCAUGUUCUAGACCAGAACAAAAAUGUCACACGGUUGGAAGUUGGUCCGCAGACAUACAUCAGACAGGACAAUGAAAGAGUGGUCGUUGGACCAGAGAAGAUGAUAACAGUGCCACCAAGGCAUUACUGUGUUAUCGAGAACCCAGCACUGCGGGACAAAGACAACAGUGUGGUGAUAGAUAAGAGUGGUCAAGUGCGGCUUCUCCAUGCUGACCAGGAGAUUAGACUUGCCCAGGACCCUUUCCCACUCUACCCAGGGGAGGUCCUUAAACAGGCUGUAACCCCUCUGAAAGUUGUGGCCCCUAAUUCAGCCCUUAGACUACGUGCAAUAUUAGAUUUUGAAGAUGAUACUGGAGAAAAGAGAACAGCUGGGGAUGAAUGGCUUUUUGAGGGACCAGGUACCUAUAUUCCAAGGAAAGAGGUUGUGGUUGAAGAGACGGUGCGGGCCACCAUCAUCAAACCCAACCAGGCUAUCAGAUUACGUGCACGUAAAGAAUGUAUUGACAGGGAGGGUAAUGCACGUGUGACUGGUGAAGAAUGGGAAGUAAAGAAGACUGGAGCCUAUUUACCAGGAGCUUACGAAGAAGUUGUUGACAUUGUAAAUGCCUACGUUCUCACAGAGAAGAAGGCAUUGCACAUGAGGUCACUGAGAACCUUCAAGGACGAUUUCGGAAUAACACGUAAAAAUGGUGAAGAGUGGCUUAUUACCAUGGAUAUGACGGAAACACAUAUCCCAAAUGUCUAUGAAGAGGUAGUUGGAGUAGUGAACAUAACAUCUCUCAGUAACAGACAUUACUGUGUGGUCCUGGACCCUGUCGAUGAGAAGGGAAGACCCCAAAUGGGAAGGAAAAAGCUUGUUAAGGGUGAGAAGACAUUUUUCUUGAUGCCAGGGGAACGUCUAGAAAGAGGUAUACAGAACGUCUACAUCCUCGGUGAAGAUGAGGGACUGAUUCUCCGGGCCAAUGAGAGCUUUAAAGAUGGUGAGGAUGACAGAAAGCCAGGAGACCGCUGGAUGAUUCGAGGCCCUAAGGAAUAUGUUCCCCCUGUUGAGGUUGAGGUGGUAAUGAAACGACAGGCUAUACCCCUUGAUGAGAAUGAGGGAAUCUAUGUCCGUGAUGUCAAGACUGGAAAGGUAAGGGCAGUUACAGGUGAAACUUAUAUGCUGAAUCAUGAUGAAGAACUAUGGUCAAAAGAAUUACCACCAGCAGUUGAGAAUCUGCUCAUGGCAGCAAAAGAUCCUCUUGCCGAUCGUAGUGACCGACGCACCCCAGAGGCAGCGAAAGCAAGAGACAAGACACGUGUGAUCACAUUUAGGGUACCUCAUAAUGCUGCUGUACAGAUCUAUGAUUACAAGGAGAAGAAAGCAAGAGUUGUAUUUGGUCCAGAAUUGGUUAUGCUUGGCCCUGAUGAACAGUUUACUCAGCUCAGCUUGUCAGGUGGUAAACCGAAGAAACCUAAUGUAAUCAAAUCUCUGUGUCUCCUUCUCGGACCAGACUUCUGUACCGAUAUUAUUGUAGUUGAAACAUCGGACCACGCCAGGCUUUCAUUGCAAUUAUCUUAUAACUGGCAUUUUGGAGUAGAAAGUAAGACUGAUGGCGAAGAUGCUGCUAAACUAUUCAGCGUUCCCGAUUUUAUUGGCGAUGCAUGUAAAGCUAUUGCCUCUAGAGUUAGAGGGGCAGUGGCUCAAGUUGCAUUUGAUGAUUUCCAUAAGAAUUCCGCAAGGGUAAUCAGGUCAUCCGUGUUUGGUUUUGAUGAGAAAGACAAGGUCCGAGAUGUGUUUGUUUUCAAACAGAACAACUUGUACGUCACAAGCAUAGACAUCCAGUCAGUAGAGCCAGUGGACCAGCGUACACGUGAUUCACUACAGAAAUCUGUCCAGCUCGCUAUAGAAAUCACCACCAACUCGCAGGAGGCUGCUGCAAGACAUGAAGCUGAACGUCUAGAACAGGAGGCUAAGGGACGUCUUGAACGUCAGAAAAUCAGUGACGAGGCUGAAGCUGAGAAGGCUCGUAAGGACCUGCUGGAGUUACAGGCACACAGUGCAGCUGUAGAGUCCACUGGUCAAGCGAAGGCAGAGGCUCAGUCUCGUGCCGAGGCCUCGAGGAUUGAGGGAGAGGCAGCCGUUGAGCAGGCUAAAUUGAAGGCACAAGCCAUGAAGAUUGAGGCGGAGUCUGAACUUGAGAGGUUGACCAGUGCUCGAGAGGCGGAGCUUAAAUUUGUCAAGGAGCAGAACGAGAUGGAACUUGCCAAAUCGCGUGAAACUUCUGAGAUUGAGACCAUUAAGUUCAAACAAAUGGUGGAUGCUAUUGGCGCAAGUACUCUCCAGGCCAUCGCAACCGCAGGCCCUGAUCUUCAGGUUCGUAUGCUGCAGGCUCUUGGUAUGAAAUCAACCGUCAUCACCGAUGGAUCAAGUCCUAUAAACUUGUUCAGCACAGCCCAAGGCUUGAUUGGAGGCAUAGGAGGUGGAAUGGUUGUUCCGUCAAAACGUGCACGCAGAGAUGAUGAUGAUGAAGAUGAUGACUAAAAACAAUCAUGUCAACAGGCUGUUAACAUUUUAUGGUAAAAUUUAAAGAUUUUAUGCCAUAAAUAUGUAAAUAAACAGUGAAAAUGUUUCAAAAUAUUUGUGGAAUUGAACAGGUUAUUUGGUGAAACUGACACAAUAUGGUUUUGGUAGAACAGUCUGUCACAUUGAUAGAUUACUAUAUGUUAAAUGUACUAUAUUAAUUUGUCAUUUGUAAUAAACAGGUGUACACUAUUUGUUAAUGGAUGUAAAUUUAUCCAGCCUUAACUAGUAUUUUGAAAUGUAAACAUGUACCUCAUUGUUUCAUAUCAAAACGUAUGUAUGUUGUAUUUCGACUUUGAUGUUGUACCUUGCUGUAUGACAUAAUGUGGUUGCAACACAUUUACAUUUAAUCUUUGAAACUUUUCUGUGAUAGAAGUACACAAGUUUUAUAUAUAUAUUUUGUUCUUUGGCAUUGUUUUAUAAGUUUUUAGCAAGAGAUUUUCAUUUUCAUAAAAAUGUACAAAGUAGCAUUCCUGACCACUUUUUUCUUUAUAUUUUCAUUAUUAGAUAUGGAAAAGAUUUUUAUUUUCCUUAAUACAUGUAUGUUUAUAAUAGUAAUAAAUUGAAAUGCCCAAUCAACUGCUGAUGAAAAAUGUGUCCAUUUAUUGUUUAUACACUUUCUUCAGCUUAAUUAUAACUUUCAUUAAAAUCAUGAUAAUUGCAAACAUGUUGCAUAAAGUAAUUAUUUUUAUAAACUUGUGUUAACGAACAGAUAUAUAAUUGUCAAUGUGAUGGAAAAGUUUACCAUAAGGAUGCUUACAUUGCAUUGGUUUAUUUUUUUUUAAUAGUGAGUCGUGUGAUAAACUUUGCCUGAAAGUUUAGAAAUGACUAGCUGUUUUUGUUAUCUUACACCAUACUUUGUGUGCACAGUUGACAUUGUUACAUUUUUCUGUGUGUUUAGGAGAAAGGUGGUUGAAGACACUGUUCUCCCUCCUGGUUUAUGGUUUGCAGUAGUUGCUACCUUACUGUUUAUGCUUUGUUCUUUUUUCUUUUCUAUUGCUAUACUCUAGAUGCAGUAUGGUGAAUAAUUUGUGCUAAUAUUUUUUCUUCACUUAUUUUCUAAAACAAUUUAUAUACACUGUGAUAAGUAAUCACUAUUUGAAACAUACUUUUCUUGUUUGUUUUUCCUUUCAUCUAUUGUUAUAAAUAUUUAUAAAUAAAUAUCUGCCAAAUAA